GAGUCGCCAAGUCUGGGCAGAUGCUGGGUCCUGCCGCGCGGUUGCAGCUGGGGCGCGGUGGUCCCGACGGCCACUAGAAUUUCAGGGAGUAGCCGCUAGAGAGGGGCUCGGCGCCCGGCGGGGACUGCAGGCAAUGACUCAGGAUGCAGCCUGGGGCCACGACGUGCACGGAGGACCGAAUCCAGCAUGCCUUGGAGCGCUGUCUGCACGGACUCAGCCUGGGCCGCCGCUCUACCUCCUGGUCAGCUGGGAUGUGUCUAAACUGCUGGACCCUGCAGGAGCUGGUCAGCAGGGACCCAGGCCACUUCCUCAUCCUCCUUGAGCAGAUCCUGCAGAAAACCCGGGAGGUCCAAGAGAAGGGCACCUACGACCUGCUUGCUCCCCUGGCCUUGCUCUUCUACUCUACUGUCCUCUGUACACCGCACUUCCCACCAGACUCAGAUCUCCUUUUGAAGGCAGCCAGCACUUACCACCACUUCCUGACCUGGCCUGUUCCUUACUGCAGCAUCUGCCAGGAACUGCUCACCUUCAUUGAUGCUGAACUCAAGGCUCCAGGAAUCUCCUAUCAGCGACUGGUGAGGGCUGAGCAGGGCCUGCCCAUCCGGAGUCACCGCAGUUCCACCGUCACUGUGCUGCUGCUGAACCCCGUGGAGGUGCAGGGUGAGUUCCUCGCCGUGGCCGACAAGCUGAGUACACCUGGGCACUCGCCCCACAGCACCUACACCACCCUGCUCCUGCAUGCCUUCCAGGCCACCUUUGGGGCCUACUGUGACCUCCCAGGCCUGCAAUGCAGGCUGCAGGCCAAGACCCUGGCAGAGCUUGAGGACAUCUUCACUGAGACUGCCGAGGCACAGGAGCUGGCAUCUGGCAUCAGGGAUGCCGCGGAGGCUCGGCAGUGGCUCAGGACCAAGCUGCAGGCAGUGGGAGAAAAGGCCGGCUUCACUGGGGUGUUGGGCACAGGAAAACCUGGGAAGCUUCACACCAUCCCCAUCCCUGUGGCCAGGUGCUACACCUACAGCUGGAACCAGGACAGCUUCGACAUCCUGCAGGAAAUCCUGCUCAAGGAACAGGAGCUGCUCCAUCCAGGGAUCCUGGGGGAUGAUGAAGAGGAGGAAGAAGAAGAGGAGGAGGACUUGGAAACCGACGGAUACUGUGCCGAGAGGGACUCCUUGCUUUCCACAAGCUCUCUGGCAUCCCGGGACUCUACCCUGUCCCUUGCCUCCUCCCAGGCCUCAGGGCCAGCCCUCCCCGGCCAAUUGCUGACCUCCUUUGUGUCAGGCCUCUCAGAUGGCAUGGACAGUGGCUACGUGGAUGACAGUGAGGAGAGCCCCCCCGAGGGGCUGGGAAGGCCUAGCAGCCAGGAACGCCGGGGCUACCGCAGGCCCGGGCAGAAGUUCAACAGGAUCUAUAAACUCUUCAAGAGCACCAGCCAGCUGGUACUACGGAGGGAGUCUCGGAGCCUGGAGGGCAGCUCAGAUACGGCCCUGCCCCUGCGACGGGCAGGAAGCCUCUGCAGCCCCCUGGACGGCCUGGAGCCACCCCGCUCCCGGGCCCAGCGUUCCCGCUCACUGCCCCAGCCCAAGCUUAGCACCCAGCUCUCCAGCUGGCUCCUGGCCCCUGCUUCACGCCACCAGCGCCGCCGUCCCUUCCUGAGUGGGGAUGAGGACCCCAAGGCUUCCACGCUGCGUGUUGUGGUCUUUGGCUCUGAUCGCAUUUCAGGGAAGGUAGCUCGGGCAUAUAGCAAACUUCGGCGGCUGGAGAACAAUCACCCACUCCUCACACGGUUCUUCAAGCUUCAGUUCUUCUACGUGCCUGUGAAGCGAAGCCAUGGGGUCAGCUCUGCGGCCUGUCCAGCCUCUCUGAACCAGACACCCCAACCCUACCCAGACUCCCCGAGGCACCCCAGCCCUGCAGAGCUGGGCACAGUCCCAUGGGAGGAAAGCACCAAUGACAUCUCCCACUACCUCGGUAUGCUCGACCCCUGGUACGAGCGCAAUGUGCUGGGCCUCAUGCACCUGCCCCCUGAAGUCCUGUGCCAGCAGUCCCUGAAGACGGAAGCCCGGCACCUAGAGGGCGCCCCCGCGCAGCUGCCCAUCCUGGCGGACAUGCUGCUGUACUACUGCCGCUUCGCUGCCAGGCCGGUGCUGCUGCAGGUCUACCAGACGGAGCUGACCUUCGUCACUGGGGAGAAGACGACAGAGAUCUUCAUCCACUCAUUGGAGUUGGGUCACUCUGCGGCCACACGCGCCAUCAAAGCUUCCGGUCCUGGCAGCAAGCGACUCGGCAUAGAUGGCGACCGGGAAGCCGUCCCUCUAACACUACAGAUAAUUUACAGCAAGGGGGCCAUCAGUGGAAGAAGUCGCUGGAGCAACCUGGAGAAAGUCUGCACCUCUGUUAACCUCAGCAAGGCCUGCCAGAAGCAGGAGGAACUGGACUCCAGCACGGAGGCCCUGACACUAAACCUGACAGAAGUGGUGAAAAGGCAGAACCCGAAAUCCAAGAAGGGCUUUAACCAGAUCAGCACGUCGCAGAUCAAGGUGGACAAGGUGCAGAUUAUCGGCUCCAACAGCUGCCCCUUUGCUGUGUGUCUGGACCAGGAUGAGAGAAAGAUCCUGCAGAGUGUGGUCAGGUGUGAGGUCUCACCCUGCUACAAGCCAGAGAAGAGCGGCCUCUCCCCACCACCCCAGAGGGCCCCAGACCCGCCAGCCCAGGCUGCACCUGACCUCUGCUCCCUCCUGUGCCUGCCCAUCAUGACUUUCAGCGGAGCUCUGCCCUAGUGUGGGGCCUGGUGCCAGACUGGACAGGAAGCCCUGGGGCAGCCUCCUCUGAGCCCUGCUCCCAGACGUUUGCAGUCUAUGAAGAAUGGAAUGGCCCUAUGCUGAUUUACCAUCCUACUGUGGGUCUUGCAAAGGAUGAAACAGGAUAGUUUCUCAGGGCCUCGGGGCUCUGAGGAAGAAACAGGCAUUAGGGAGAGUAGGACAAGAGCCCAGAGCCUCUCAGUUUUCUCACGGGAGAAGGACAGGGAUGGGUGAGUUGACCUCUGAAAGUCCUGACCACCAGGAUGGACUGAAAUACUUCCUAGAAGGUAGAUCUGAGGCUCUGAUGCUCUGAUGCUAUGGUUUAGGCCUCUCCCAACCCUUGGCUGGGCCUACUCCUUACUUUGUCAAAGACUUGAGGAAUGCUUUGUGGCUGGGGUUCAGUCCCCUCCACUCUGGGGCUCAGGUGGUAGAAACAUAGAUGAGACUUUUCUUUCCUUCGGUACCACCCUUCCCCCAACACACCCAUACCAGCACACCGUCUCACAGUAUCUCUCUCUCAAGUCCCCUGGUCUUCUGAAAACAGCACUAAUGACUGACCUAUUGUCAGACCUGGUACAGAUGCUCUCUUGACUCCCUUUCUGGAUUUGUGAUCCUUGGGAGACAGAACAGGCUUAAAUUCAGGAGUAGCUCAGCUUCCUUCUAGCUAAAUAACCAGAGGAAGUGAAUUAAACUUGACCUUCCAUUUCUUUGAGCUCUGGAAUUGGGGGGGCAGGUGGAAGGGAAUUGAGGAGAAUCCUUAAAGGAUUGAGGAGUUGUCAGCAAAGCCUUAACCCCCUGCCAGGAUUAGUGCCUCAUUUUCUAAAUGCUGAUUCCUCCUUUUUGGGGUACCUGGGAUAUUCUUGUAGCCCCUGGAAUGCUUCUCACUCACACCUCCCCCAGCUGAGGCACAACCCAGACUGAGGAGGUGAGAAGCAUCAAUUCUACCUUCCUAAGGAGGAACUGCCUUUGUCAGGCCAAGACAGGAUGCUUAGGUGCCCCACCCUCCAGCCCCUUCUCUGUCAGGUUGGCCCCAGAGCCUCCACUCCCAACUCCCAUUGUCACUCUUUGGGCUGGCCCACAUUAUGUGCAGAGUUCUUUGGCACCAUUCCAGUACCUGGGCAAGAUUCCAGAGCAGAGGAUGGAGAGACUGGCCUCAUGGCGCUUAGUGCCUAAUGGGGGAGAGAUGAGACUGGGAAAUGAUAGCACAUGAGAGCCUGCAAUUUAAAACUGCCAGGUUGAGAAAUGGAGUCCCAGCGUGCCUCUUCCUCACUGCCCUCCAAUUCCCAGGGCAGCCAUGUUGCCAAAAUGAAAGAAGCAGAAUCAGUACCACUUACUGCUGCCGCCCCAGCCCCCAUUACCCCAGUGGGAAGAGACUGGAGAUGAGGAGGAUUGGAGUCCCGUUGGGCCACCCAGCCUUCUGGGCCCUCCCCUCAUGGCCAGUGGAAAGCCUGGUGAUCCUAAGUCAGGAAACCACAGAGUAGCAGAAGAUACUUGGAAUAAAUAUGACCAAUAAAGAGCUCAUAUCUAGAAUGUAUAAAGAACUCAUCCAGACAAGCUAUUAGGAAAAUUAGCAAAAGACCAGAGCAGUCACCUUAUAAAAAUGGAGUUCCAAAUGAACAAGAAAUCUGAACAAGUACUCAGCGUCAUUAGUCAUCAAACAAAUGCAAGAUAAAAACACACCACUUUGAAACUGGAACUGCUGGUGGGACUGGAAAAUGGUGUAAUCAUUAUGGAAAAUAGUAUGUUGGUUUCUCAAAAAGUUAAAAAUAGAAUUAGGAUAUGACAGUCCCACUUAUACCCCAAAAACUGGAAGUAGGAUCCUGAAGAGACAUUUGCACACCCAUGUUCACAGCAGUACAACUCACUAUCGGCAAGAGGUGGAAGCGUCCCAAAUGCCCUUGACAGAAGAAUAGAUAAACAAAAUGUGGUGCAUACGUACAGUGGAAUGCCAUCCAGUCUUAGAAAAGAAAAAAUGUCACAUACUACAACA
This is a messenger RNA of Otolemur garnettii (small-eared galago), 4788 nucleotides long. It is a transcript of the gene PIK3R5, whose product is annotated as phosphoinositide-3-kinase regulatory subunit 5. Gene Ontology annotation, biological process: positive regulation of MAP kinase activity; G protein-coupled receptor signaling pathway. The coding region runs from base 144 to 2777 and encodes 877 amino acids. NCBI's taxonomy places the organism in Eukaryota, Metazoa, Chordata, Mammalia, Primates, Galagidae. The transcript has 19 exons. Gene Ontology annotation, cellular component: phosphatidylinositol 3-kinase complex, class IB. The record is from RefSeq and is a predicted model, not a curated record. Gene Ontology annotation, molecular function: 1-phosphatidylinositol-3-kinase regulator activity.